AUCCAAUAAUUCAUUAUCUUUUUCAUUCCAACAUGAAGACUUCACUUUCCUCUGUUUUUCUCUUCCUAACAAUCUUCACUUCCCUUCAAUUUUCUUCCAUUCUCUCUCGCAAGUUAACACAAUCACCUUAUUCCACUUCCAUCUUCGAUGUCUUGGCCUCCACAAACCAAGCCCUAAAUGCCCUCUCCAUUAAACCUAAACAUCUUCAAACUCACUCUCACCUUCCAAAUUCCUCUUUAUCUCUGCCAUUGUACCCUAGAUUGUCCCUUCAUAACCCUUCUUACAAGGACUACGAUAGUCUUGUUAGGGCUCGACUCGCUCGUGAUGCCGCUCGAGUUCAAUUCCUUAACCGAAAUCUUGAGCAUUCUUUAAAUGGGGGUAAGGAUUUUGGUGAAGUUACUAAUGGGUCUCUAAUUGGAGAUUCAAUUACUGCUCCAGUUGUUUCAGGGCAAAGUAAAGGGAGUGGUGCGGAGUAUUUAGCUCAGGUUGGCGUUGGUCAGCCUGUGAAGUUGUUUUAUUUGGUGCCUGAUACUGGCAGUGAUGUCACGUGGCUUCAAUGUCAGCCUUGUGCUACUGAGAACGCUUGUUAUAAACAAAUUGACCCGAUUUUCGACCCGAAAUCAUCGUCUUCUUACACUCCUUUGUCUUGCAAUUCUCAACAAUGUGGGUUGCUAGAUAGACCUAAUUGCAAUUCCGGCACAUGUAUAUACCAAGUCCACUAUGGUGAUGGAUCAUUCACAACUGGUGAACUUGCCACCGAAACACUAUCCUUCGGAAAUUCAAAUUCUAUCCCUAAUCUCCCAAUUGGUUGUGGCCAUGACAAUGAAGGCUUGUUCGCUGGAGGUGCUGGUUUAAUAGGUCUCGGUGGUGGUGCCAUUUCCCUUUCUUCCCAAUUAAAAGCAUCAUCAUUUUCAUAUUGCCUUGUCAACAUGGAUUCAGACUCAUCCUCCACUCUUGAGUUCAACUCAAACAUGCCCAGUGACUCACUAACCUCUCCACUUGUGAAAAACGAUCGAUUUCACUCAUAUAGGUACGUCAAAGUCAUUGGAAUAAGUGUUGGGGGGAAAACUCUACCAAUUUCGUCAACGAGAUUUGAAAUUGAUGAAUCAGGAUUGGGAGGAAUAAUCGUUGAUUCUGGUACAAUUAUUUCUCGACUACCGAGUGAUGUGUAUGAAUCAUUAAGAGAAGCAUUUGUGAAGUUGACGAGUAGCCUCUCACCGGCACCAGGAGGAACCUCGCUACGACUACCUGCAAGAAAUUACUUAAUUCGAGUGGACACAGCAGGAACUUAUUGUUUGGCAUUUAUUAAAACGAAAUCUUCACUUUCUAUAAUUGGGAGCUUCCAACAACAAGGAAUACGUGUCAGCUAUGACUUGACAAACUCUCUCGUCGGAUUCUCAACUAAUAAAUGUUAGUACCAUAAACUUAAAACUAAUGUACAACGUCGGAUUAGAAUUUGGCUUAAUUACAGUAUUAUAAGCCAAUAAAAUAUUGUUGUUUAUCAUACACAUGGGCUUUGCCUAUGAAAGUCUUAAUUUAAUAUUGUGUUGAACUAAGCAAAAAUAUGUCAAAGUAUUUUCUUCCUA
Molecule: messenger RNA, 1586 nt
Organism: Cucumis melo (muskmelon)
Lineage: Eukaryota; Viridiplantae; Streptophyta; Magnoliopsida; Cucurbitales; Cucurbitaceae
Product: protein ASPARTIC PROTEASE IN GUARD CELL 1-like
Exons: 2
Coding region: 33-1415 (460 amino acids)
Biological process (GO): proteolysis
Molecular function (GO): aspartic-type endopeptidase activity
Source: RefSeq, a predicted model, not a curated record